Botrytis sinoallii is the source of this 894-nucleotide messenger RNA. RefSeq lists its product as uncharacterized. Gene Ontology annotation, molecular function: oxidoreductase activity. The coding region runs from base 1 to 894 and encodes 297 amino acids. Lineage: Eukaryota; Fungi; Ascomycota; Leotiomycetes; Helotiales; Sclerotiniaceae. The transcript is spliced from 3 exons. The record is from RefSeq and is a predicted model, not a curated record.
AUGGCAGCCGCAAGUACUGGUACUGGGCAACCAACUAGUAUUGCAACUAAACUUUUCUCAACCCAAGAAAAUGUCAGCCUAAUCGGUAUACCACAGCUAGGAUUUGGAGUCUACCAAUGCAAAGGACAAAAAUGUAUCGACGCUGUCACCGCCGCAUUGAGAGCUGGUUACAGGCACAUUGAUACUGCUCAAUACUAUGACAACGAAAAGGAAGUUGGUAUCGCCGUCGCAGACUUUAUGAAAAAAACCGGCAUAGAACGCAAGGAGAUAUUCAUCACAACCAAGAUCCUCACACCUGGUGGAUCAGUUGAAAAAUCUUUUGAGAAAUGUCUGAAGAGUAUUGAAGCUCUUGACGCUGAGAACUGUUACGUUGAUUUGUUCCUGAUCCACAGCCCAAACUGUGGAGCUGAAGGCCGUUUGGAGAUGUGGGAUGCCCUCCACAAGCUCUACAGUCUUGGAAAAUCCCACAUGAUUGGAGUUUCGAACUUUGGCAUUGGACAUAUCGAGGAGUUGGAACUUGCCAGGCCUUUUAUUUCUCCUCACGUGAAUCAGAUAGAGUUGCACCCUUUUUGCCAACAGCGAGUUAUAGUUCAAUACUGUAAGAUCAACGGCAUUCAUGUUGAAGCUUACUGUCCAGUGGUCAGAAAUCAGAGGAGCAAUGAUCCGGUUCUUCAAUCGAUCGCAGCCACUCACAAUAAAACCGUUGCUCAGGUAUUGAUACGAUAUGCUUUGCAAAAAAAAUGGAUCCCUCUUCCAAAGAGUGAAACUCCAUCGAGAAUCGCCGAAAACGCCGAUGUUUUCGACUUUAACAUCUCUGAAUCGGAUAUGCGUCGUUUGGAUGCACUGGAUGAAGGCAGCGAAGGCUCCAUUGUUCAAGCUGUCACAAACAGAUGA